Messenger RNA from Oryzias latipes (Japanese medaka), 1873 nucleotides. RefSeq lists its product as uncharacterized. The record is from RefSeq and is a predicted model, not a curated record. NCBI's taxonomy places the organism in Eukaryota, Metazoa, Chordata, Actinopteri, Beloniformes, Adrianichthyidae. Gene Ontology annotation, molecular function: GTPase activity.
AACGCCCAAAGUUGACGACGUGGCGGAAAAACGGUUCAAGUGGACCGGGUUGAUUCAAACUGGAAAACCGGCUGUGCAUCGCUACUGCCAGAAGAAGUUUGUCUUGCGAGCUCACCAUAGUGUAACCAUGUCGGGGAAAAUCAAGAGCAGAAGUGUUGCUAAUGCAGACUCGAUAGCUGGCAGUGUUUCUAGUGAUGAGCACAUUUUGCGGGACAUUCAUCAACUUUACACGGACUCAGAAAGCGGGUUGAUAACUGUGGCAGAAUCUGUUGGUGUCAAGUUGCUCCCACCCAGGAAAAAAAUUACAGUGAUGCUGAUAGGUAACCACUCUGCUGGAAAAAGCUCCUUUAUCAACUGGUAUGUGGAGGAACAUAUCCAGCGCACUGGAGUGGCUAUAGAGACACAAGGCUUCAGCUUUGUCACAAAUGGACGCAAGAGGGAAUCCCUCACAGGAAAUGCCACUCUUCAUCUGUAUCCACACUUCAAGACUCUGCAAGACUUUAAAGGUGUUUCAGAGUAUCUGAGCACAGAAAUCUGCACGUCACGGCAGAAGAAGUUCAGCUUGGUGACCUUUGUGGAUUCACCAGGGCUGGUGGAUGGAGACAUGAAGUAUCCGUUUGAUGUGGAUGAUGUCAUCCUGUGGCUAGGUGAUCUUUGCGAUCUGAUCUUGGUCUUUUUUGAUCCUAUGGGUCAGGCUUUGUGCAAGCGCACCCUUAACAUUGUGGAGAGCCUGAAUGAGAAGCACGGCGACCGGCUUCAUUUUUACCUGAGCAAGGCUGAUGAGGCUGGUGGAGAAUCAGACAGACAGAGAGUAAUGAUGCAGAUCGUUCAGGAACUCUGCAAGCGGCCUGGACUGAACAAAUGUGGCUUUGACAUGCCCACCAUCUACAUUCCUAACCCAAACAAGCCUAGCCGCUGUGUCAACCAGAUUGAAGAAGUUUGUCGAACCAUCGAGAAGACCAUUAACCAAACUGUUCAGAAUACUCUCAACUCUCUGGAGAGGGACUGUGAACUCAUCAGUGAAGCCAUUACAGAUUCUAUUCAUACUGACAGGCUGAUUACCUCAGAGAACCGUCGCGCUCGUUGCAAGAGUUGCUUCCUGACUCUGCUGGGUUUCAGUAUUCCCCUUGCGUUACUGGCCUUCCUGGUGCUCGGCACAAUGUCCAAGGAGCUGCUGGAGGUGGCUCUGGGCCGUGAGGGUACAGAGACCCUCUCACUCUAUGUGACUCCAGUGCUGAGAGUGACUGACUCCAUGUCUGGGGAGCAGCAGCUUUACGUCUGUGGUGGACUCAUCCUCCUCUCCUUCCUUCUGCUUAUUAUCUCACGCUUUUUCUUCAGAACUCGAUCAACUCUGUCAGGCAAACAGAAAAGACAGCUGCAGGAGAAGCUGGAGUACAUCCAGGAGGUAGUCAAGGCCAAAAAGAAAAAGCUCUAUGAAGAGUAUCUACGCCAGAGUGUCAGCGAUCAUGACAUGGACUUAUGAAGAAGCCCGAAAAUCCAGACAAACAUGGGACCAGGGACAACAUUGUUUUGCCAAGUUGUGCUCCAGCUGCCAGAACAUACACAAACCACUCUAAGACAUGGGAACUUUCGCCCUGUCUGUAACAUCAAUCACUGUGUUCUCUGAGUACCUUUGUGAACGUUACUGUUUUGUGGAGCUGCACCAGCAUUUUUUACACACAGAUGUUUUUUCGCUAACUCUUCUCUAGAAUAUUGAAUUAUGUGCACAAUUGUUGGUGGGAUGAUUGUAAAUCAGCAACCAAACCAUCACCUUCAAAUUUUCUGAUGUAACCAAUUGUAACCAACCGUCUUUAUCCUAUGACCAUUUUUUUCUGAAAUUAUGAAAAUAAAUAAAAAUGUAUUUUGGAAAAAA